Messenger RNA from Empidonax traillii (willow flycatcher), 909 nucleotides. RefSeq names its product proteasome subunit beta 7 (gene PSMB7). The transcript is spliced from 8 exons. Gene Ontology annotation, molecular function: threonine-type endopeptidase activity. The coding region runs from base 8 to 841 and encodes 277 amino acids. Gene Ontology annotation, cellular component: proteasome core complex. Lineage: Eukaryota; Metazoa; Chordata; Aves; Passeriformes; Tyrannidae. The record is from RefSeq and is a predicted model, not a curated record.
GCGGAACAUGGCGGCGCUGACCGUGCUGAGCGCGCCCGGCGGCGGCUUCAGCUUCGACAACUGCGCGCGGAACUCGCUCCUGGAGGCCGAGCUCGCCCAGAAGGGGCUGCGGGUGCCCGCGCCGCGCAAGACGGGCACCACCAUCGCCGGCAUCGUGUUCAAGGAUGGCGUCGUUCUCGGAGCGGAUACGAGAGCAACCGAGGGGAUGGUUGUUGCUGACAAGAACUGUUCAAAAAUACACUUCAUUUCCCCCAAUAUCUAUUGCUGUGGUGCUGGAACAGCUGCAGACACUGAGAUGACAACUCAGCUCAUCUCCUCCAACCUGGAGCUCCACUCCCUGUCCACGGGACGACUUCCAAGGGUUGUCACGGCCAACCGGAUGCUCAAGCAGAUGCUGUUCAGGUACCAAGGCUACAUCGGUGCUGCCCUGGUUUUGGGGGGAGUGGACGUCACGGGCCCUCACCUGUACAGCAUCCACCCGCAUGGAUCGACUGACAAGCUGCCCUACGUCACCAUGGGUUCCGGAUCUCUGGCAGCCAUGGCAGUGUUCGAGGACAAGUACAAACCCGACAUGGAGGAGGGGGAGGCCAAGCAGCUGGUGAGAGACGCCAUCGCAGCCGGCAUCUACAACGACCUGGGCUCCGGCAGCAACAUCGACAUCUGCGUCAUCAGCAAGAACAAGCUGGACUUCAUCCGCCCCUACGACGUGGCCAACAAGAAGGGGGACAGGUUUGGCAGGUACAAGUGUGCAAAAGGAACGACUGCUGUUCUCACAGAGAACGUGGCUCACCUGGAAAUCGAGGUGUUGGACGAGAAUGUGCAGACCAUGGACACGUCCUGAGCCCCACGGGCUGCCCCGUGGCUCAGUCUCACCCAAUAAAGAAGGCUCUGCCUCCUCCUGUGUCUGUG